Clunio marinus is the source of this 279-nucleotide messenger RNA. The record is from the annotation of a GenBank genome assembly. Lineage: Eukaryota; Metazoa; Arthropoda; Insecta; Diptera; Chironomidae.
AUGACAAACUUCUCAUUCACAGUAGGAGAAACAAUAUUUCCAGUUCAUAGAGUGAUCCUUUCAUGUCGCAGUCCUGAAAUUUUAAGGAAAACACUUCACAGCUGCAGCAAGGAGUUUAAAAACGAAUGUUUUGAGGUUUUAAAAAGAUUUCUUCGAUCUGGAUCAACUGGUUGGUUGAAACGACUUGUGGGCUUAAAGAUUAUGCCAGUGUUUUCUUAUGAUUACCAGUGUAGUUGUCAGUUAGUCAGAAGGGUGAUAGCAGAGUUGGGAUUUGACUGA